AUGAAAACGAUAAGCAUGGUUUUCAAAGCGCCUCUUUCGCCACAGCAGUGUGCUUUUGCUGUAUAUUUGCGUCAAGAGAAAAAAUACUCUUUUCGUCAAAUUGCUAGCAGGACUAAAAUGUCAAAGACAAGUGUGUGGAGGGUUGUGCACGGCCAACGCACAAAAAUACGAAAGUCCAAACAUGAUAAUAUAAAACGUGGACGGCGAAAAAUUCUGACUUCGCGAGAUAGAAGAAAGCUUCACAGAUCCCUUAUUAUGCUACGGCAGGAGAACCCGAAUUUUACCAUCAUGGAUGUUGUUAAACGGAGCGGUAUUCCACAGCAUAAAGCUAAUUAUCGAACAUUUCACCGGGAAAUUCGUAAUCUCGGGUACGCAUAUCGACCAAGUCGCAAGAAAGGUAUCCUUACAGAUAAGGAUUUAAAAUUGCGACGGGAGUUUGCAAGAUCGAGAUUAAAUGAUUGUUCAACGGAUUACUGGACAAAAGAUGUAGCUUUCUAUCUAGACGGUGUAUCCUUUGUUUAUAAGGGUAAUCCAAUGAGUGAUGCAAUUAAGCCGAAAAACAAGAUCUGGCGAAAACGGAACGAAGGUUUAGUAAUGACGACAAAAGGAAGCAAAGACCUUGCGGGAGGAAAAAGAUUGCAUUUCAUUGUUGUGAUAUCCUAUGGAAGAGGAGUGAUCUUAGCAGAACCUUAUGAAAAGAUGACUGCAGACUUUUUCACAGAAUUCAUACGCCGCAAUUUUCCAAAUUUGUUUGAAGUUGCGGAGAAAGGAGAGAGCGACAGUAAAAUCUUUGUCAUGGAUAACGACCCUUCGCAAACUUCAAGGAAAGCAAUGGCAACGUUAGUGGACAUGGGUUACACGCUGCAAAGGAUUCCGCCAAGAUCGCCGGACUUGAAUCCGAUAGAAAAUGUGUUUCACCUAGUGAGGAAACGCAUAGAAGCACAGGUUAAAGAGAACAACAUUACUCAUCAAACUUGGGAGGAGUUUAAACAAGCGGUACAAUACAAUAUAUGGUCUACGUCAAAAGACGUUAUUGAUAAAACAAUUACUACAAUGACGAAGAGGUUGCAGGAAAUUGUCCAAACUAAUGGAAAACGGACCAAAUAUUAA
Molecule: messenger RNA, 1110 nt
Organism: Paramuricea clavata
Lineage: Eukaryota; Metazoa; Cnidaria; Anthozoa; Malacalcyonacea; Plexauridae
Source: the annotation of a GenBank genome assembly